Molecule: messenger RNA, 6442 nt
Organism: Triplophysa dalaica
Lineage: Eukaryota; Metazoa; Chordata; Actinopteri; Cypriniformes; Nemacheilidae
Gene: pde2a
Product: cGMP-dependent 3',5'-cyclic phosphodiesterase
Exons: 30
Coding region: 134-2914 (926 amino acids)
Biological process (GO): regulation of mitochondrion organization; cGMP catabolic process; negative regulation of receptor guanylyl cyclase signaling pathway
Cellular component (GO): mitochondrial outer membrane; mitochondrial inner membrane; cytosol
Molecular function (GO): protein homodimerization activity; 3',5'-cGMP-stimulated cyclic-nucleotide phosphodiesterase activity; 3',5'-cyclic-GMP phosphodiesterase activity
Source: RefSeq, a predicted model, not a curated record
UGUCAGUGUGUUCUCUGCUGCGGGCUCAAGCACACAACUCUGUGACAUACCGCACGAGAGUGUGAGUGUGUGUGUGUGUGUGAGUGUGUGGGUGCGAGUGUGUGUUGAUCUGACACACACAGAAGGGAUUGACAUGAGCUCUCAUGAAAGGAAACGAGGAAGAGACGUGCGCGGACAGCAAGUGUUCCUGAGGACAGAAAACACGCCACCUGUCCUUCUCUCUCUACAGGAUGCAUUGCUGCAGUUGGCCUCCAUUUUUGAUAUCAGCGGCCUUCAGAAGACUAUUAAAGAUGUGCUGGGAGCCAUCCUACCAAACGCGGAGUCUGUGUGUUUGUACCUGUUGGAGGCGGAGUCUCGAUUCAGAUGUGAAGAUCUGCCCCAUGAGAUCCCAGCGGAGGGAACGCUCAGAGAUGCAGUUAAACAGAAGAAGAGAAUCCAGUGUGCUGGUCUGCCGUCAUCAGGACUCCACGAGAAACACACAAACUCACUGGCCGCUCCAUUACCACCUGAUAAAAGAGUGCUCAUCAUGCCAUUAGUUGAUGAGGGAACUGUAAUAUCAGUUAUUGUGCUCUGCUGUAAAACUCUGACAGAACAAGACGAGCAAAACCUGAACGUCCUGGAAAAACACCUCACUGUGGCCUGUAAACGUGUUCAACACAUGCAGAGAUGCUCCAAACAGCCCCUCGCUCAAUCCCACAAUGCACCAGUGGAGGUCAAAUCCAGCACUUCACCGGAGGACUACAGAGAACUCGACCGCAAGAUCCUACAGCUGUGUGGUGAGCUGUGUGAUCUAGAUGCUGCAUCUCUACAACUUAAAGUCAUCAAAUAUCUCCAGACAGAAACUCACUCUCAGUCCUGCUGUUUACUGCUGGUGUCUGAAGAUAAUCACCAACUCUUCUGUCAGGUUGUUGGAGAUAAAGUGUUGGAAGAGGAAAUCAGUUUUCCUCUGAUGUUCGGACGGUUUGGGCAGGUGGUGGAGACAAAGAAAUCUAUUAGACUGCAAGACGUCAGCCAGGAGGAGCGAGGUUUGCUGAGCAGUCUGUUGGGCUUCGAGCCGAAUUCAAUGCUCUGUGUACCUGUGAUGGGUCACGCCACUGGACAGGUGGUGGCGCUAGCGUGCACCUUUAACAAACUGGGAGGACAGAGGUACAUGGAGUCAGAUGAGCAUGUAGUUCAACACUGUUUCUGUUACACAUCGACUGUUCUCACCAGCACACUGGCCUUCCAGAAAGAACAGAAACUCAAGUUUGAGUGUCAGGCUCUGCUGCAGGUGGCUAAAAAUCUCUUCACUCAUCUCGAUGACGUGUCUGUAUUACUGCAGGAAAUUAUUGCAGAGGCCAGAAACCUGAGCAAUGCUGAGAUUUGUUCAGUGUUUCUGUUGGAUCGGGUCAGUCAUGAACUCGUGGCUAAAGUGUUUGAUGGAGGUGUGGUGAACGAUGAUGAGAAAGAGUUUCGUAUCCCUGCGGAUCAGGGCAUCGCUGGUCAUGUUGCCACCACGGGGAAGAUUCUCAAUAUCAAGGAUGCAUACUCUCAUCCUCUGUUUUACCGCGGUGUGGACGACAGCACGGGCUUCAGAACACGAAACAUCCUCUGCUUUCCCAUCAAAGAUGAAAAUGAAGAGGUGAUUGGAGUGGCUGAGCUGGUGAAUAAGACGAACGGACCGUGGUUUAAUCGUUUUGAUGAGGAUUUGGCGACGGCGUUCUCCAUCUACUGUGGCAUCAGUAUCGCUCAUUCUCUCCUGUACAAGAAGGUUCAUGAAGCUCAGUUCCGCAGUCAUCUGGCCAAUGAGAUGAUGAUGUAUCACAUGAAGGUGUCAGAGGAGGAGGUCACUAAACUUCUGUGUAGCGGCACCGAGCCGGUCCAGAGCAUUCACCCGAGCUUCGACGAGUUCACUUACACGCCGCGAUCACUACAGGAUGACAGCACGCCAACGGCGGUCCUGAGCAUGUUUGAAGACAUGGGCUUUAUUAACACCUACAAGAUCGACAUGCACACGCUGGCCAGGUUUUGUCUGAUGGUGAAGAAGGGCUACAGAGACCCUCCAUAUCACAACUGGAUGCACGCGUUCUCUGUGUCUCACUUCUGCUACCUGCUCUACAAGAACCUGGGGCUCUCGAACUACCUCCAAGAUAUAGAGAUUCUGGCGCUCUUUGUGUCCUGCAUGUGUCAUGAUUUGGACCAUCGAGGAACAAACAACUCUUUCCAGGUGGAUUCGCAAUCCGUCCUGGCGGCUCUUUACAGUUCAGAGGGAUCUGUAAUGGAGAGACAUCACUUUGCUCAAGCCAUCGCAAUUCUCAACACGCACGGCUGCAACAUAUUUGAGAAAUUCUCUAGAAAGGAUUACCAGAGGAUGUUGGAUCUGAUGAGAGAUAUCAUUCUGGCCACAGAUUUGGCUCAUCAUUUGAGAAUCUUUAAAGAUCUUCAGAAGAUUGCUGAUGCUGGUUAUAACCCCAAGAGUCAAACUCAUCGCAGUCUGCUGCUGUGUCUGCUCAUGACCUCCUGUGACCUCUCAGACCAGACCAAAGGCUGGAAGACCACCAGAAAGAUCGCCGAGUUGAUCUACAAAGAGUUUUUCUCUCAGGGUGAUUUGGAGAAGGCCAUGGGAAACAGACCCAGUGAGAUGAUGGAUCGAGAGAAAGCGUACAUCCCCGAGCUUCAGAUCAGCUUCAUGGAGCACAUCGCCAUGCCAAUAUACAAGCUCCUUCAGGAAAUCUUCCCGCAAUCGGCAGAGUUGUACGAGCGCGUGGCCGCCAACCGCGAGCAGUGGUCCAAAGUCUCUCACAAGUUCACCAUCCGAGGGUUGCCUAGCAACAACUCGCUGGACUUCCUGGACGAGGAGUUUGAGUUGCUGCAGUCUCAGGGAGCGUUCGGAGACGACUCCCAUCGCAUGAACGGCUGCUUGGACGACCAGUGAUGUCACCGGGGCCAAAGGUCAAAGGCGGUUCAUUAAGACAGGGGUCCACCUGUCGCCAUGGAGACGGAAGCUGACGUUCUGCAGAACGACUGACGGCUGAGAUGUCUAGGUGGAAUGUAACGAGAUUUGGAUGGAAAGAUUUAUUCUUGAAACUAAAUUCAACUUGAGAACUCUUGAGACGUACGUGACUAAACAACUUGAAGAGAAUGUAAUAAAACACUUUAACCUAUAAAUCUAAUCGGAUCUGUCACGUUUUUGAAAACAUCAAAUUGUUUGUUUUAAUUUGAAAGAUUCUUGCUGCUAAACUCAAGCUGGUGUUAUUUUGAGUCCUAAUUGAAAUUCGUCACAUGAAACGGAUGUUCUCGUAAUUAAUCUUCACUUUCCAAGUGGAACCAAUUUGGCCUCUCAGAUGUCAGUUUCCAUGUUCAGACAAAAUAAUAUAUCAUUUUUGAAAUCCCCAAAACCCAAAACAAUCAGACAGAAGAAGUCAUGGAAGCGAACAGCAGCUGGCGUUCAGAGAUGCUGACGGGAGGAUGUUGUGUAUAGUCCGGUCGUGUGUUUAAAGGGCUCCAUGGCCCUCCGAGGACACCCACUUUCUCAGGAUGGCGAAUGGAUUUUGCCUUACAAAUGUUUGCGUUGCCUUCCUGAGUGACUUUAAGAGAGAUGUACAAAAGAAAACCUGCCUAUCUCUGUACAGUUCUGAAGCUAUAUGAUCUAUAAAGAUGUCCUGUGUGUGGAUCCACGCGUGACUACGUGCAUUUGCCAAAAUCUGCUACGGAACAAAUAUGAGAUUUCUGUCGUAUGAAAAAUGCGAGUUUGCUUUUAAUAUUGUGAGCCAUAAUGCAGUCAUAAUGAAUUUAUUCUGUUCUUGAGAAAAAACGAGACGUUUUAUUUUGCAUUAUGAACGUAUUUGUAGAAUCUAUUUUCGCGUUCCCAUAAUGUUUUAUAAACAGACUGAAAAAUAUCCCAUCGUGCAGAAAUACCUCUUUGUCAUUACUGGAAUUCAGACGUUAUUAAACGAUCAUAAAUAAAAUCUUUUUUAGAUUUUUCUCAUCGAAAAUCACAUAAACACUCCAAAAAUCUUAAAGAACCACAUCCAGUAUGCAAAAUGUAAUUGAUUUCACCCCUUUAUUCUGAAGAAGAAUAAAAUAUAAACCGAAUGUUAUUGUUUUUUUCUGUGAAAUAACUACUGAAGGUAUGGCAAGCCGAAUUAACUUUUAAGAAUGAAAGCUUUUUAGAUAUCUUAAAGUACUCUCAGAUUUAUUGAUGUCUGAAAUCUAUUUCCUGGUAUCAGAAAUACCAAAUGCUACAUGUUAAAAUUAAUAUACAGAUAUCAAGAAUGAGCAUUUCAACUAGUGAAAAUUGAAUUCUUGAUAUCAGGAAUUUUCAUUUUUUUCUAGUGACAAGUUAAUUGUUGAUAUAAAAUGUUAUGGAUUUUACUAGUAAGAAAUGAAUUAUGGAUUUCUGAAAUUGAAUUCGAAUGGAAGACUAUUGUGAUAUUUAACUAGUAAAAAUGCAAUUACAGAUAUCAAGAAUUACGUUUUUUACUAGUUUAAAUUCAAUUUUUGAUGUCAAGAAUACACAUUUCUUCCAGUGGUUGUCCAUAUUAAGAAUUCACAAUUUUACUAGUAAGAAUAUCAUUACUGAUAUCAAAAAUAGCAGUUUUUACUAUUAGAAAUUAUAUUCUUGAUAUCAAGAAUAAUAAUUUUUACUAUAAAAAAAUUAAUUGUUAAAAUCAAAAAUUCAUAUCCUGUGAAAAAUUUAAACCUAAUUCGGCUUGCCUUAAAAAAUGCAAUUACAGAUAUCAAUAAUUAAGUUUUUUACUUGUUGUAAUUAAAUUUUGAUAUCAAGAAUAACUAUUUCUCCGAAUGAUUGCUUGAUUGUUGGUAUCAAGAAUCCACAUUUUUAUUAGUAAAAAUUGAAUUGCUGAUAAAAAGCUAAUUGCUGAUUAAAAGCUAAUUCGGCUUGCCAUACUGAAGGUUUAUUGAACUGCAUAAGCAAAACUGUGAAUGGUCUUUUGUGUCUCAUGAGAAAUGUUCAUUCUUCAGAAAUGUUGAGAUGUGUGGAAAGGAUGAUUUUCUUCUGACGUCUGCUGUAUAAAAGAUAAAAGCUCGUGCUGGCAGUGAACUUGAAACUCAUUUCAAUACUUUUCUUAUCAAGCGUUUUCCUCCAUCUGAUGUUUUUGUUUCAUCACAGACACGCUUUAAUUUUCUUCUGCUUCGUUCACCUCAUGAUGUGUACAUUGUAAAAUAUUUCUUUUUACACGGUGAAUAACUUUUCUUUUGUUUUUGGAAUAGAAAUACUCUCUAGUGCCAAUAACACACACGUAAAUAUGUUUUUCAUGUAAUGUCUGAAUAUAUUUCAGCUGAAUCCAGGGAUAGUCUUGACUUCUUCUUCGAGUUCCCUUUACUAACAGUCUGGAGAAAAGAUGCAGUGCAGUUUUUCAUGAUGUCUGUUGAGAUCUGAAGAGAUUUGGGCUGUGCCCGAAAUCGCCUCAUUCACUGUUCACUGAUAAAGUCCACUUUAAAGGGACACUAGGCUCUUUCUCCAACUCCUCGAGAGUUGAUAAGUCUAGUUUUAGCAUAGCUUAGCAUAGAUCAUUGAAUCCAAUUAGACCAGUAGCAUCGCGCACAAUAAUGAACAAAGAGUUUUCCUUUUUAAAACUUGAUUCUUCUGUGCUUCGUGUGUAUAUCGUGUGUAAUCAAGGAAGUUUUAAAUCUGUAAUUUUUGAACGCGAUGCUAACGAGAAAAUUAACCAUGUUUUUUGGUGGAUUGAUAACUACAGUAACCAUCGUUUACUAUAGUUUGCAGAACAAAACAAGGUUGGAAAACCAUGGUUGUUUUGUGAUAACCAUUGUUUUACUACAAUAACCAUGUUUUUCUCAAUUUUAACUGUAGUAAAACCAUGGUAAAUUUUCGUCCAAUUGGAUUCAAUGAUCUAUGCUAAGCUAUCCUAAAAGUGCUAUACCCGAAUAUCCAAAACGGUAAAACAACUAAUUAACUCUGGGAGAGUUGGAGAAUGAGCCUAUUUCCCAAAAAAGUGUAAUGUUCCUAUAAGCGAGUGAGUAAAUUCGACAGUGGAAACGCUGCGGGCGCCAUUUUCUUUUGCCGAAAGGCGGGAAAUCACUCGAUAGAUCACGAUAGAUGGAUGGCUAGCGUACAUCAGUCGUACGCUCGUUAUUAUGAUGCAUCAUGGGAUUGAAUGAGUGCACUCAAUAACGUCCUCUAUGAAUUCGGAGACCACUAAAAACGUACGUCCCCUCAAAAGUGCACAAUAUUAGGGUAUAGGGGCUAUUUCGGACACGGCCUUGUUGUUAUAAACUCAAUGAAUCUUUACGUUACUGACGCUCUGUGCUUUGACUUUUCUGUAUAACUGAGUGCUGGAUAGUCAGUUUAUAUGGUGAUAAAUACACACAUGUGUGUAGAUAUUGUACAGACUUAACUGUGUCUUACAACUGUUGAAGAAACUAGACAUUAUGACCGACUAUAAAAAUGACUUUUUAUCCAAAAUAAACUUCAAAUUGCCGA